Molecule: messenger RNA, 5601 nt
Organism: Yamadazyma tenuis ATCC 10573
Lineage: Eukaryota; Fungi; Ascomycota; Pichiomycetes; Serinales; Debaryomycetaceae
Source: RefSeq, a predicted model, not a curated record
CGAAGUGCACAAGCUGCCGGCGGCUCAAAAUCAAGUGCGAUCUCGUCCGUUCGACAUGUGAGUACUGUGCUGCCACUUCACGUAGCUGUGUCUACGAGCUACUGGCCCUGAUACCUGUUUCAGCCACUGAGCCAAAGAUAACACCACUUGAAAAACAAAUGGCAUUUGUAUUUGAAGGAAUAUCACAAUCAGCACCCACGAUCCCGGCUUACAAGGAAACUCCACAGAGAAUAGCAGAGUUGCUGGUGCCUGAGACGAAUGGUUGGGCACAACCGUCCGUUUCUUCUCUUAGCCCUGAUGAUUCAAAGGAGUCACUUUUAGCGUUAAUUGCCUAUGAAGCUGGGUUCCCCAGCAGUACGGACGCCUCUAGUGGUACGUAUACAGAUAAUGAUGAGCUAGUCUUUGACACGGAUUCUGCUGGUGGGUUCUCGCCUUUUCGGUCCCUGGACCUAUCACCUAAUAACCUUGAUGAAACUUGGUUUGCCCCAAGCACACCGUUGUCGUACCCUGAUGUAUGGGCGUCUCUGGCCACGAUGACACUCAAUUCCAUGAUGACACAUCUCAACAUCGACUGGUUCGAGUAUCGUCUUCUUACAUUCUUCCAUAUGCAUGUUCUCGAGAGCCGAUUUGAAUGCAACCAUUUUGAUAUAAGCAUGAGACUGCAACUGCUGCACGCGUUCAUCAGGUCGCCUACAUUCCGCCAGGUUGUAUACCUUUAUGCUAGUUUCCAGUUAUACUCGUUGUGUGACGAGCAAAAGUUGGAAACUAUGGGAUUUAACGAUAUGUGUCUUCGGUUGGCUGCAAACUCGGAGAACUUGGGGAACUUGGGGACUUCCAGUCGUACAUUGGUACCACAUUCCAACAGGGUAUUCAAAGAGCUUCUAGAACUUUUGAACGGCAUGGGGGGAUACUUGGAGAAAGACCAUGGGGAUAAUGGUGUUGUCACCAAGGGAAUCGUCAAAUCUGGUCAGCUGGUGCUUUACCGCAAGAUCUUGGAAUACUUUCAAAGCACUCUACAGUCGUCCUACGACCAGAUCAUGAAACUUGUUUCCAAUCCGGUAUUGGAAGUGGAUGAGGCGUUGCUGCUUAUUCUUGGAAACAUCUUUUUCUUCUGCUUCCUUUUUUCACAGCCAUUCGGGUUCCUUCCACUCUACCUGCCCAAUGAUGAGCCUGACAUCGUUGGAUUUGUGGGGAACUUGAGGUGGGCAUUCAUCCCGUCAUUCUACGCACUUGAGCAUGGGGAGUUUAACAAGGUGUUGGUGUUCUGCGAAUUACGUCCACCCAAAGAUGCAGACGAGUUUUACGGAUAUUAUGUUUUCAGUGAUUACCCUAUCGUGGCAGAGUUGAACCGCCAAUUGAAGCAGUGCUUCAAGGAUGGAACCGUCUCGGAACCCGAGUUUUUCAGCUACCGAGCAACGUUGCAAAAGUUGGACAGGUCCUUCUUGGCUAUGGUGGACAACAAUCUCGCCUCGUGUAUAUUCAGGUGGUUGUUCAUGUUCAGGGAAUCUGUCUUCGGGUUUAUCAGGGAAGGGAAAUUCUUUGCCCAUAAGCUCUUGUUCUACUACUCGUGCUUGUCGUAUUGGACUGGAAUUAUGGGUGUACGGGGCACAGGUGUAGGUGCGGGUCUCAAAUGUCCCGUGAUCGAAGAUUAUUUACAGUACUAUCGCCAGUAUAUUUUUACAAGAUUCGGGAAGUGGGAUGAUCCACGGGACGAGGCUUCGUACAACUUGGUGAUUAAGUAUCGGUAUGUCUUGUCGCUUGUCGAUGUGAAGAAUGUAGUAGAGUUUAGGCCCGAGGUGGCGCUCCGUGCCAUUGAGCAAUUAGAAAAUAGUGGUGGUGAUGUUCAGGCCUUUACCAAGCCGGAGCAAACGGUGUACUGAUGGGGUUGGGUGUUUGAUGUUGUACUUGUUAAUAGUGUGUACUGAAUUGCGAAUUCUAGUAGUAUAUUUGCAAAUGCUGCGAAUUUGAAAUACUCGAAAAACUACUGGCUCGUGAGAUAUCGAUGUACAAACGUCUUUUUACGGCCGGCUCGAGGUUUCGCCUCCUAACACUUAGCACAUUGGCUACUACGGCCACAAUAUAUGCUCACACCAACAAAUCCCUGAUUUUAGCUGACUCAAUUCAACCUCCAACCCAAUCUGAUCGCGAUAAGCCAGAGUUAACCUCAUACCACCAAUUUCGUCAGAUCUCUUCAAAUGAGCUCGCUGAACACUCUACCCGCGAGUCUCAGGUAUGGGUGGCUAUCAAUUCCAAGGUGUAUGACUUGACAGAUUUCAUGGCCAUGCACCCCGGUGGUCCUAGCAUUAUCAUGAAAUAUGCUGGAAAAGAUGCUUCAAAAUUGUUUAAUAGACUUCAUCCACUGAAUGUGAUCGAGACAUUCCUCGAUGAAGCCCAUGUGGUUGGUGAGAUUGAUAUGCCACCGGAUUCUGCCAUCAGUGAAGAGGAAAUUAUUGCUGAAAAACUUAGAAUAGAGAACUUGAAAAGACUUCCCAAAGUCAACCAAAUCUACAACAUCAACGAUUUCGAGGCAGUGGCUCGUGCGGUGUUGCCCCCACACGCCUGGGCAUACUACAACGGUGGAUCUGACGACGAGGUCACCAUGAGAGAGAACCACUAUGCGUUCCACAAAUUUUUCUUUCUUCCCAAGAUUCUUGUGGACGUGAGAAACGUGGAUAUCUCCACCACCAUGUUGGGCACCAAGACCAGCGCCCCGUUCUAUUGCUCUGCCGCUGCGUUGGCCCAACUAGGACACCCUGACGGUGAAUUGAGUAUCUCCCGAGGAUGUGGAACUGAGGAUGUCAUACAAAUGAUCUCAUCAACCGCUUCAUACUCGUUUGACGAAAUUCUUGACGAGACCAAACCUGGUCAGAGUCACUGGUUCCAGUUAUAUGUCAAGCCAGAUAGAAAACAUUCGAUUGAAAUGCUCAAAAAGUGUGCAGAACGCAAUGUUAAAGGUAUAUUUGUAACUGUUGAUACACCAAUGUUAGGAAAACGGGAAAAGGAUUUCAAAUUUAGGUACGGAGAAGAUGGUCCUAACGACGAUGAUGACCCCAUCACUAGCUACGAUGACCCGGGGCUCACUUGGGCCGAUAUUGAUGCUUUUAAGAAGGUUUCCGAUAUACCUAUUGCCAUUAAAGGUGUCCAGCGCUCAGAAGACGUUCUUCUUGCGGUAGAACAUGGGGUGGAUGCCGUGGUGUUGUCAAACCAUGGAGGCCGACAGUUGGACUUUUCUAGAGCACCUGUUGACGUGUUGGCCGAAGUUAUGCCCAUUUUGAGGGCUAAGAAUUUGGAUAAGAAGAUUGAAAUCUACAUCGAUGGAGGUAUUCGCAGAGGAACCGACGUUAUCAAGGCCCUAUGUUUAGGUGCCAAAGGUGUUGGUUUGGGCCGAGCCUUCUUGUACGCUAAUUCAUGCUAUGGGGAAGAAGGAGUGAAAAAAGCGGUCCAGUUGUUGAAACACGAGAUAGCUUUGAACAUGAAGUUCAUGGGAGUGACAAAAAUCGAAGACUUAAAUUCAAGCAUGAUAGAAAAACGGGAUUCCUAUGGGUUCCACAGAGAUAGCAUCUAUGAUGCCAAUUAUGAGACCAUGAGGCCAAUAGGUUUGAAGGAUAUCCCCACUAAUUAAUGGUUUCUUAUAGAUUUGAUAGAGAGCUUAAAAGUAGUUGAGUUUACUUGGUAAAAUAACGUUAUUUAUUUGAAAACACACUUAUUCACUUUUGUAAAACACUUAAAUACUUCCCUGGAAAUGCUUCAACUCAUCAGUAGCAAAAUCGUAAACCUCCCGACCUUCAAAGUAGGUUUUGUACACCACGGUGUCAGCAAUAGUUUCAGCAGUCGUCAAAUCUCUGUCCAAAAUCACAAAGUUGGCCAACUUCCCAGACUCAAUGGUCCCUUCAGUAGUAUCUCUGGAAGUGGCUUCGGCACCGUUGAUGGUAACCAUCUUGAUGACUUCCUCUCUGGUCAUAUCCCAGCCAUGUUUGUUUUCAGUCAACGCUUGAAGACCAGGGAAAAUGUUGGGAGUAUCUGGAGCAAACACCCAGUCAGAACCAAUGGUUAACAAGGCCCCAUACUUCUUCAAAUGGUUGAACGGAUACACACUCUUGGGGUUGGUUUCGGGCUGGAAGUCAGGAUCGUGCCAAAUGGCAGGACUCAUUUCCGCGGUGAUGUUCAAGUCCUUAUACCGUUUACAAUCUUCUUCGGUGACAUCCAUGUUAUGGGCCAACUCGUGCUUGGGGCCGUUAGGGUUCUUCUUCCUCAAGGCCUCAAAACAGUCCAAGGCAAACCGGGCCGAACCUUGUCCACAAACAUGAACCUUACAGACUCUUCCUUCUGAAUCAAAUCUCUCAAUGUACUUCUUGAAAGUCUCUUGUGGAAUCAACAACCGGUUGUAGUCUACUUUCCCGUCUUCGGUCAAAGGGGUAUGGGUUUCAUGAGGGUGCCAUGGCACACCAUCGAUCCAACACUUGGUGAACAUGGGAUUGAAAUGCUUACUUUUGUAGUCCUUUGCGUUCCACAAGGUGUGGUGCAAAGAACCAACGCUCUCCUGAGGAAAUGCACCAACCCCGUAAAACACAACGUGCGCAUCCAAGUUGAUGGUCAUCUUGCCUUGUUUCUCCAACUGCUGAGCGGCUUCCAAGUAAAUGGUGUUGGCCGAAGCUUCCUGGACGGCAGUAAAUCCAAAUCUAUUGGACAUCUUAACUCCGUACUCCAAGGCCGUGACAUUAUCUUCGAGUCUACCUUUGGGAAUUGAGUUAAACAACCGAGUAGCGGCACCUUCUACAAGCUCUCCGGUGAUGGUACCAUCUUCUCUUCUGACGUAAUAGCCGUCCCAUGGGUCAACUGGGUUUUCCUCGUACCCAGCAGCUCUCAAAGCGGCGGAGUUGGCAAAGAUGUUGUGAGUGGUAUACUCUCUAAUGACAACGGGCUGGUCACCGAACGCCUCGUCCAAGAACUUACGGUCGGGCUUCUUGUCGUCGAACUGGGCGUAGUGGUAGAAGUUUCCAAUCAACCAGUUGGAGACGGUGUUCAAAUGAGCACACGCACCAUGGCUAUACUCUUUGAAUUGCUCAACAAUUUCUUUAGGAGUAGAGUAGACUCCGAGCUUGGCCUCAAAGAGCUUUUCUUUUGAGGCCAUCAACAAGUGACAAUGGGCAUCGUGCAUUCCAGGCAUGACGAAUUGGCCCUUUAAAUCGAUUACUGUCAUUCCUGAAGCAAUCAGCUUGAUUUCCUCGGUGGCGCCGACCUUGGAAAAAGUCCCAUCGUCACUGACAAUGAAGGCUUCGGCUUUGGGGAGUUUGUCGUCCACCGUGUGAACAUUUCCGUUAAUGUACGCAGUUGGCAUUGAAUGGGUUUGGUGUUUGUGGAUGCCAAUUUUUUAUGUUUGUGGAUCAUGACAAACGUGUAUAGUUAAAUACUCAUGUAUCCCCAACAUGGACAUUUGACCCCUAAUCCACAAACCUGAUCCAGAUAGGCACCAGAAUCUAGCUUAUGGAUCGCUUAUCUCAACAAAUACAAAAGUGCCAGUUUUAGUGUUUUACGGACAAAUGAUGCUUGUUUGGACUCAUUGGGGAACUUUGUCCACUGGGGGAUGAUAAGAUAAACCUG